Molecule: messenger RNA, 2432 nt
Organism: Dalotia coriaria
Lineage: Eukaryota; Metazoa; Arthropoda; Insecta; Coleoptera; Staphylinidae
Product: alcohol dehydrogenase [acceptor]-like
Exons: 3
Coding region: 475-2409 (644 amino acids)
Molecular function (GO): flavin adenine dinucleotide binding; oxidoreductase activity, acting on CH-OH group of donors
Source: RefSeq, a predicted model, not a curated record
ACGUUCCUGUGCACGCAGUGUUGAUAAUCUCCGCUCCGCGCUGGAAUUACGCCAAAUAAUCAUAAACCGGCAAUAAAGCAAGGCAAGUGCCCAUAAAUUAUAAGUUAUCUCAUAAGCGUCUGACCCUGGAGCAAAUAUUCACCGUCUACUCAUUUUAAUUCAUUAUUAAAACAUGUGCAGCAGGAAUAUUCCUGCAUUUCACAAACCUAACCUGCUGCUAGACACAAACAAGCAGUAAGCCGGCAGCGGUCGUUUGAAAUCCACGCGGUAAUUUAAUUAAUAAAACUUCAAUCCGAAUCGAUUGCUAGUUGAACGUAAGUGAAUUAUGCGAGUAGUCGUCAUGAGUUCGCUGCAGAAGAGUGUUUUCGGUUCUGAAUUAACAAUAUUAUCUAAACUCGGAAAUAAGUUGUACAUUUUCGAUUGAUUUCAACGCGGAUUUUAUAAAGUUUUCCGCCAUUUGCGCGAUAUACAGCGAUGAAUUUCCUCCUGUAUUUUUUACUGUUGAUCUUAACAUGGGGAUAUUAUUUCGUGGUAUACCUCCAUAUUGAUUGGAGUUGGUUUCUACCUUCUUAUAAAAACAGCCAGUAUGUUAAACAGUUUAGUGAUAUUCAAGAAGAGUACGAUUACGUUAUUGUUGGUGGUGGUACUGCUGGUUGUGUACUCGCACAUAGAUUAUCUCAAAAUACUUCUUUGAAAGUCCUACUUCUGGAAGCAGGACCUCUGGGAGGUCCUUUUCUGGACAUACCUGGAAUUUUAGCUCACCUUCAACUAUCCGCGGUGGAUUGGAAGUAUAAAACAACGCCUCAACAAAACGCUGCUCUGAGUUUUGAUGAGGCGCGUUCAAAUUGGCCGCGCGGUAAACUCCUCGGUGGUACCGGACGACUUAAUAACAUGAUGUUCAUUCGGGGUCAUCCUGAAGACUAUCGUAAAUGGUUCCCCAAAAAUUCCCACCUUCAAAAUGAUCAUGAAUUAGAACGGUUUUUGAAAUAUUAUUGGAAACGCAGUGAGAGUCAACAGGGAAGAUAUCAAAAUGACACUGAAUGGCAUGGAAGUGAUGGUCCGCUCAUUGCAACUGAUCAAUACUAUCAUACCAACUUGAGUACGCACCUCGAACAAGCCUCCCUAGAAAUGAACAUAACAAAACGCGAUUUGAACGUGUUUCAUACCGGUUUUGACCACCCUCAAGUAAAUGUCAAAAAUGGUGCAAGGUAUUCCACCGGUCACUUUCUACUGGAUAAAUUACAUGACAAGCCAAAUCUGCACCUGGUGACUCACGCUGAAGUGUGGAAAAUUAAUUUCCUCGACGAUUAUGAAGCUUCCUCGAUUGUAGCAGUGUCACAGAAGACUGGAGAGACCAAACAAGUUUCGGCUCGUCAUGGGAUCAUUUUAAGUGGUGGGACAAUCAACACCCCGAAAAUUCUUCAAUUGUCUGGUGUAGGGGAUGCGAAACAUUUAAGUUCACUGGGAAUACGAACAGUUGUGGACUUACCUGAAGUUGGAAGGAAUUUACGCGAUCAUGUUGGAGUAGGCGUGGAUCUAAUCCAACUAAAAUCCUCUUUGGAGUUGAAUACUUACACUUUACUCAAUCCUAUAACUAUAUUUGACUAUAUCUUUCGGGGGAUAGGUCCGUUGACGACAAUAGAAUGCGAGGGUAUGUUUAUUGGGCAUAUUGACUGCCUCCUGGACAGUACCCGCAAACAGGACGACUUUGAAACUUGUGAGAAGGACCUAAGGGACACGGUACCAGAUUUUCAGGUUCUUGCUGCUCCACUAGGGGUCACCACAGAUCUCGGCGCGCAUUUAUACACCACCAUUGGACUUAAACACUCUGUAUACAACGAGCACUACAAAGCACUUCAUGGUAAACCUAUUAUAAUGCUCCUUACAAUAAUCCUUCAUCCAAAAAGCAUCGGUUAUGUCCUUAUAGACUCCCCGAAUCCCUCCAUACCACCAUUAAUGAAUCCCAACUAUCUUCAACAUCCAACGGAUAUGGAAGGCAUGCUGAAAGGUAUCCGCUUCAGUCAGCAAGUGGUAAAGACACCGUCCUUUCAAAAACUCGGCGCUAAAUUUGAUUCGCGCCCAUUUCCGGCAUGUCGCAUGCAUGAGUAUGAUUCGGAUGCAUAUUGGACGUGUUUCAUUCGACACACCACGCUGACUAUCUAUCAUCCGAUUGGGACAGCUGCACUGGGCACGGUGCUUGACUACAACUUCCGGGUGAAGGGUACCAGCAAACUGUUCGUUGCAGAUGCGUCCGCCAUUCCGGAUUUGGCUAGUGGUAAUCCAAACGCAAUGGUUGUAGCUCUAGCUGAAAUUGCAUCGGAUUAUAUAAAACAUGAAUUGAUUUUGUCGACUGGGUUCUGUGAUAUUCUUGAAGUGUUCAUUCAGAAAAAUUCGUUGUUUCACAUUUGAAUAAAUGUAAAAGGUUCAAAGUA